AUGGAAUUCCCCAAUCAUCACUAUACACAUUCCACCCCAACAGAGAGACACGUGUGUCUCUCAUCCACUCAAUCACGCUCUCUAUCACCUCGGGGUCAUCUUGAAACUUUGAUCUCCAGACACGGUUACCCCACUCCUGUCUCCCUGUCUUCCUUGCGGGAUUUGACGGCCACUACUUCAACUUAUAAUCCCCCUUCCCCUCGACCGAGACGUUACCGUUCGGAUUCUCCGCCGACUGACGCUUUUGACUCCCUCUCUCUAUCCGCAACAACUCGUCCUAUUCCAAUCCCCAGACGAGCCGUACAAGUCUACGACGACGAUCUCCCAGUCACCCCUCUUACAGGGAGAUUUGAUAAAGACGACUAUUUUGACGAUUGGGAACGUGCUUCCUUAUCAGCCAAGUCCAGGCACAUUUUGCCUCCUUCAUCCGGCCGCCACGGCCGUCACUCAAGCAUGCGCUCUGAUAAUUCUCCCUUCUACUCGCCGGUUGCUUCGCCUACAAUGUCUCCCAGACAACCCAGCUCUCCGCAACCCUCGCGCUCUUCGCGAACCCAAGCACCAGCAAAGUCCGUGCCGGGCUUCCAUCUCGGAACUUUGCCCCGCUUUCACCCCGCAGUCUAUCAACCUGCUACUUCAUCUCAUACAACACAGGGUCAACCCCCUUCGCCACGCCAAUCUCGCCAACACACGUACCGCACAGCAUCGGGCUCUGCUCGAGAUGUGAAGUGGCAGUAUCGUGAUCUACUCGAUGGUUCUAGCCAGAGUCCCUCUGCACCGCGACUGGAUCCACUGCGUAGUCCUGGACCAGUGACUCCCUUGGCUCUGGAAUCUGGGGACUAUUUGGCUGCUGGCUAUGUUGGCGCAGAGCGCGUCCCGCGAGACAGUUCCAGCGAACAUGCGGGCCCACCGCCAGAUUUGGUGGAAAAGUUGAUCGCGCGAGAAAAUGAAAAAGCGCGACAGCUGAGCCGCAAAUCUGCCAAGGGCCGAUGA
Molecule: messenger RNA, 990 nt
Organism: Penicillium malachiteum
Lineage: Eukaryota; Fungi; Ascomycota; Eurotiomycetes; Eurotiales; Aspergillaceae
Exons: 2
Coding region: 1-990 (329 amino acids)
Source: RefSeq, a predicted model, not a curated record